Molecule: messenger RNA, 1894 nt
Organism: Cherax quadricarinatus
Lineage: Eukaryota; Metazoa; Arthropoda; Malacostraca; Decapoda; Parastacidae
Product: dual specificity protein phosphatase 10
Biological process (GO): protein dephosphorylation; negative regulation of MAPK cascade
Cellular component (GO): cytoplasm
Molecular function (GO): protein tyrosine/threonine phosphatase activity; MAP kinase tyrosine/serine/threonine phosphatase activity; MAP kinase tyrosine phosphatase activity
Source: RefSeq, a predicted model, not a curated record
GCACCACCACUACCACUACUACCACCACUACCAGCACCACCAGCUGAGUGAGUUGAGUGUAUGACUGCCUCAGUACGUACACAACCAGCGAGGUGUUCACACGUACUCGCUCGCGCUGUGCCACCCUCUUGAGUGCAAUUUGAAACCCGUGACGGAUUUAUAUAGGAGAGUGUCUUGUGUGCGGGAUAUCUAGUCAGCAACAGGGAUUUUUAUACACUUACGUGGAAGAAAUAUCAUGUACAACAGGUGGUGAGUGGUCAUCAUGCUAAGUGAAGGUCGUCGGGAGGGGCUUCGCUUGGCGCUGAACAGGUCGCUGAGUGAGCCUGGAGAGGCUAGUGCAGCCAGAUGCCCAGUGUCACUGCCACAGCUGCUGGCGCCGCAGGUGCUCAGCAUGCCCGCCUCACCCUGCGCAGACAGCUCCACCAUCCAGCGCUCCAUCCUACUCCGGCGCGCCCGCGCCCUCGAACCCGCGGAAGUGGCGCGCAAGCUCACCAAAACCAAACCCAGGAACUUCCUCCUCCUCGACCUGAGAACAUUCAUCAACUACAACAUGCGGCAUGUACGCAGCGCCAUUAACCUCAACUGUUCGGACCGCUUCAACCGCAAACGGCUGCAGCUGCGACGAGCCUCUGUGGUGGACCUAGCGGCGUCCCCUUCAGGCCGCGACCUACUGAAGAAGCGGUGCUACAAGGAGAUCAUCGUCUACGAUGACUCUAGCACCGACCUGGAAGCACUUCCUCCACACCACCCAGUCUACCUCGUUCUCACCGCUCUCCUCGAGGACAACAGAGAACCUCUCCUCCUCAAAGGAGGCUUCCAGGCAUUCGAGCGCUUGUAUCCUGAGCUAUGUGAAGACGCCUUGAUGCGCUCUAGGGACGAGGUGGAGUCCUCUUCCUGCUGUGACGCCUACAGCUCCGCUGGCGUGGUUAUAGGCAGUCUGCCUUCCCCGGGCAACGAGGCGGCCAUAGAACAAGCGCAAGCCUCCGAAGUCCUGCCUUUUCUUUAUAUUGGCAACGCCAGAGACGCCCAAGAUCUCAGGAUACUACAGGCGUUGGGUAUUAGCCGGGUAUUGAACGUAACGUCACACGUACCCGGUUACCACGAAAACUCUGGUAUCUGCUACAAGACUCUCCCAGCUAUGGAUUCUGGUCAUCAGAACCUGAGCCAAUACUUCCACGAGGCUAUACACUUCAUUGAUGAUGCUCGGCAGGCGGGUGCCCGGGUGUUGGUUCACUGUCAGGCUGGAGUAUCUCGCUCACCUACCAUAGUCAUCGCUUACCUCAUGAAGCACACUCGCAUGACCAUGGUCGACUCGUACAAGUAUGUCAAGUCUCGACGUCUCAUCAUCUCCCCCAACCUAAACUUUAUGGGUCAGCUGGUCGAGUGGGAGGCUGCUCUUCAGGCUGACAAAACUGAGGCUGAUUGCAAACCUUGUCAUCAAUGCCAGUGGCAGAGGCAGGAGGUCAAAAAGGUGCCCAGUGCUUGCCAGGUAUGACAGUCGCCUAAAGUACUGGGACUCAAAGAUACAGCCCUGGAUAUCAGCUUGGGUAGCUUCAGUACGAGCAUAACAGAGGCCAGUGCAGUGUCGAACAGGAAGGUGUUGGAGUGUGGGUGCUGGAGACAAGAGCUUGAACCUCGUCAUGCCACAACCCAGGAAGAUGCUAAAGAUCAUCUUUCAUCGUUUGGCCAGCAUCUCCAUACAAGUCUCUGCCCACAUCAGCUCACAACACUCUUUCUUGAUGACUUGCAAGCUAAGCUUAGUCAGGAGGUACAGAGAAGAGAAGUCACAGAAAAAGACAUUACUGUUCAUAGAAACGUGCAUAGCACUAAUAUAAUAUAUGAUAAUGAGGAUGUUAAUUUGAAGUCUUCAAAAAGAGGUCACUGCUCAGAGGGA